Molecule: messenger RNA, 2019 nt
Organism: Anguilla anguilla (European eel)
Lineage: Eukaryota; Metazoa; Chordata; Actinopteri; Anguilliformes; Anguillidae
Product: B-cell receptor CD22-like
Exons: 8
Coding region: 101-1483 (460 amino acids)
Source: RefSeq, a predicted model, not a curated record
GGGAGAGCGAGAGAGAGAGAGAGAGAGAGAGGGAGGGAGGGAGAGCGAGAGAGAGAGACUAACUCUUCACUAAAGGUGUUCAGCAGGAGGAACAGCAGUGAUGGGAGUCAGAGACAGGCUGCACUUCUGGGGACUGGCUCUCCUCAUCCUGCCUGGUGUCCUUGGUGAUAACUGGGGUGUGUGGACCCCAAAGACACCAAUCUGCACAGUGAGAGGGUCCACUGUGGUCAUCCCCUGUAACUAUUCAUAUCCCAAUAAAAGCAUGAAAGUGGAGAAUGUGAUAUGGUGUAAACCCGAGAAGUGUUCUGAUUACCACGUUGAUAACGGAAGUGCAAAUGACGUCACAUCACAGUUUAAAGGCAGAGCAAUGUACCUGGGGGAUAAAAAGAACAACUGCACCUUAAAGAUUAAGGACUUGAGAUACGAGGACUCUGGGAGUUACUGGUUCAGAUUUGAAUCUCAGGAUAAAAAUAAAUGGACUGGUGUUCCAGAAGUGAAAAUUGAAGUCACUGGGUUAAGAGUGAAUAUUACAUCAUCAAGAGGAAAUAAACCAAUAAUGGAGGGAGAUAAUGUGACUCUGACAUGUGCCGCAAACAACUCUUGCAAUCUGAACCAAUCAGAUUUUACCUUGUUGAAAAACAAGCAGCUAACCCAAGGAUUGCCCUCUCCACAUACAUUCAAAUCUAUUUCCAACCAAAGCUCUGGAAACUACUCCUGUGCUCUGAAGGACAACAGAACAAUCUCGUUUGAAGAAAUCAUUUUGGAUGUUCAGUAUCCCCCUCGAGAAACCUCAGUGUCAGUCAGUCCUAGGGAAGCAGAGGAGGGCAGUUCAGUGACACUGACCUGCAGCAGCGAUGCCAACCCACGAGUGCAGGACUACACCUGGUUUAAGAAUAAUAUAACUGUUCCCUCGGAGAAUGCUAUGACUUAUACCAUCAGUAAUAUCUGCUCGAGGGACAGUGGACAGUAUCACUGUAUGGUCAGGAACGAGCACGGAGCUCACAACUCGACUGCAGUGUCCCUGUCUCCAGCAGUCAAGCCCAGUUCUCAGUUUCUAAUCGCUCUGGCAGUGGGGAUUGUAUUGACUGUCCUGGCUGUUGCUUUGGCAACCAUCAUUUAUUUCAAGAGGAGGAAAGCUGAGGGCCAAACAGAAGACCCUGGCAGCGCCAAGGGGGUUCAGGCCGCUGAUAAUGCCCGCACCAGAGAGCUCCGACCGCCAGGGCCCCCGAGCCCAGCUCUCUCAUCUCAGGAAGGAGAAGACGGCUACGCCUCCGUUCACUUCACAAAGAAGCAACCGAAGAGCAGGAGGAACGCAGAGGGCCAAACAGAAGACCCUGGCUGCGCCAAGGGGGUUCAGGUGAGAUACACGGUUUUUGGGGUUCUCGACCUGACUUAUUGGGGUUCUAUUGGGGUGCUGUGCAAGGAAGGCCGCAUGGUGCAAGUCGGAACCCACAAAGAUAAGUGUCACAACAAGCGAAGAUGAGGGGUAAAAAAUGUUUUCCUCCUUUUCAUUGGAGCUAAAUGCUUAAGUGGUUAAGUGCGCUGUGGAAAAUCAGCCAAAAAAGAAGCAGAGGGGAAGGGAGGGCCCUUAAAUAGCACUUUUAUGAGCAGGUAUAUGAUACAACAUACAGGUAUAGCAUUGUUCUGCACUGUUGUCUGAUGGGACCCUUGGUAAAAAUGUGCAGUUCUGCUUGCACAGGUUAAGAGCCAUGCUCAUAUUUGCUCUAAAAUACUUUGUUGUCCACAUUUUUAUUUAUUUUAUUUUUUUGCGCAUUUGAACAGCAUUUCAGAAAAACAUUCUCAGAUUUGAAUGGUGCUUCAACCGUUUCAUUUUUACGACUGCAUUUUCGAACCUGGGUUUUCUCCCCCAAUCCGCUGCUGGCGUGAAGUGCGUCUUUCUCCCCCCUCCAUGUUCUCCACGUGUAGGCCGCUGAUAAUGCCCGCACCAGAGAGCUCCGACCGCCAGGGCCCCCGAGCCUGGCUCUCUCGUCUCAGGAAGAGGAAGUCUGCUACGCCGCC